Molecule: messenger RNA, 1018 nt
Organism: Homo sapiens (human)
Lineage: Eukaryota; Metazoa; Chordata; Mammalia; Primates; Hominidae
Exons: 5
Coding region: 89-1018 (309 amino acids)
Source: RefSeq, a predicted model, not a curated record
AGUGGCUCACCCUCAGUCAACAGGCCAGACUCAAGGGGUUCCUGGCAAGUCAUUUCUCCCUCAGGCCUUCGGUUUCCUCACCUACAAGAUGAGAGGGCUGGACCAGAUGGCAAUUCAGGGGGGUCCGUAUCUCCUGCUGGGUGAGGUCCUUGGACACAGCGCACUUGGUGCGCAGCCCGCGCAGGCUGCCAACGGAGAUGCCGAUGAGCUUCUGGAGCUGCCCGCACUGCUGCAGCGCCCGGCUGGCCGCGGCCCCUGUGCCUCCCUACGCGAUAGCCGCGUCACCCCCGCCACUGCCCUCCUUCUUCUCUCCCAUUGCAGCCGAGCGCAGCGCCGCUCUAUGCGGGCUGCAGCAGCCCAGGAGCGGAGCCCUGGGCGCCGGCGUCUAGGCAAGGAACCCCUGAUUCGGGAGAGCUGGACCAGGAGCGCCCCUUGGCGCUGCCUUAGUCAGGACGCCGGUAGAGCUGGCAGCCAAGUCUGCGGAUCCAGCCCUCAGACCCGCGGCGGUGGGGGCAAAAAACUGCAGCGGUGGAAAGCCGCAGCGGCGGGGGUAAAAAGCAACGGGGGCGGGGGCAAAAACCCGCGGCGGCGGGGGCAAAAAGCGGCGGGGCCGCGGCGGCAAAAAGCCGCAAAAAGCCGGGGCGGCGGGGGCAAGAAGCCGCGGCGGGAAAAACCUGCGGCGGCGGGGGCGAAAAGCCGUAAAAAGCCACGGCGCCGGGGGCCAAAAGUCAUAAAAAGCCGCGGCGGCGGUGGCAAAAAGCCGCGGCGGAAAAAGUCGCGGUGGCGGGGGCAAAAAGCUGCAGCGGCAGGGGGAAAAAAGCCGCAAAAAGCCGCGGCGGUGGGGGGAGAAAGACGCAAAAAGCUGCGGCGGCAAAAAGCCGCGGCUGCGAGGGCAAAGAUCCCCAAAAAGCCGCGGCAGCAGGGGCUAAAUUCCGCGAGGCCGGGGGCAGAAAGCCGUGGUGGCCGGGGCAGAAAGCAACGGAGGCGGGGGCAAAAAGUCGAGGCGGCGGAGGCAUAA